Molecule: messenger RNA, 4863 nt
Organism: Gopherus flavomarginatus (Mexican gopher tortoise)
Lineage: Eukaryota; Metazoa; Chordata; Testudines; Testudinidae
Product: zinc finger protein OZF-like
Exons: 3
Coding region: 518-2242 (574 amino acids)
Biological process (GO): regulation of transcription by RNA polymerase II
Molecular function (GO): DNA-binding transcription factor activity; RNA polymerase II cis-regulatory region sequence-specific DNA binding
Source: RefSeq, a predicted model, not a curated record
CUUGCUCACAUGCCUAGGAAAAGGGUUUGGAGACUGUGUUGAACAGUGCCACUUUGUGACACCUGCCAGGUUUUGUUAUGAACUUUAUUUUCCUCUUUCCUGGGAACUGCCUUGAAAUGACCCUCACAGAGUUAACAGUAACUUUCCCAAAACAGUGAAAGGAAUUGCUUUAAAGUAUUUAUGCUUCUAGCUUCCAAAUUUAAGCCAAGGUCCUUCUAGGAGCUGACAAAUGCACAUGAAUGUCUUCCUAGCUGCUAACUGUACACCAGAAUAGUAAUUACACCUGUAAUAAUAGGUCAUGCUUGUGUUAAAUCUUUCUUAGCUGACCAUUUAAUGGCACACAUUUUUAAAAAGUGGCCUCAGUGAUAGCCUCCGUUUUUUAGGAACCCAGCUUGACACCUUGGGCAGCCGCAGUUCCCAUUGGGUCCAGCACCUCUUAAGACCCAUAACCGUCUCACCGUGGGCACAUGACAUGUGAGAAGGAUUACUUAUUGACAGCUCCAAUGUGAGCUCUCAGAUGGAACAAGGGGAAGAGUUGUGGGUCCCAGAUCUCCAGGGCUGUGAGGAACAGGAGAUUUCAGGGCUUGACUCCUGUCUGGAUUCUCUCUCUGUUCCAGCAGGUGACGAGACAGUGAGUGAGAAGCAGGAAGGUCCUGAGCAAGUGGAACCACCUGGGAUGUUAUUGGGAAGAGCUGAAAGGGAUGUUUCCCAGAGUCAUGAGCAGGGAGAAGCCUGUGAGAGUCAGUGCAGGCUGGAGAAGCAUCAGAAAAACCAGCAAGGGAAGGGAGAGAGAAAACCCACUUGCUGUGGGGAAGGACUCAAGAAACCAAAAGACAUCUCAGCCUGUCUGAGAGAAAGGAAAGGAGGUGAAAAUGGAGAUACACACACGGUGUCUGGGAAGAGCUGUAGACAGAGCUCAGAACUUAGUGUUCAGCAGACAAUCCACCCUGGAGAGAGGCCCAAUAAAUGCCCUGACUGUGAGAAAAGCUUUAGCCAGAAAUCAGCCCUUGUUAGACACCAAAGGCUGCACACAGGAGAGAAGCCCUACAAAUGCAGUGACUGUGGGAAGAGCUUCAGCGUGAGCUCACAGCUGAUCACCCACCAGAGACUGCACACAGGAAAGAGACCCUACAAGUGCCUGGACUGUGGGAAAAGCUUCAGCGAGAGCUCAAACUUUAUUCAUCAUCAGAGAAUCCACACAGGAGAGAGACCCCAUAAAUGCCCCGACUGUGGGAAAUGCUUCAGUAACAACUCAGACCUCAUGAGGCACCGCCGGACCCACACAGGAGAGAGGCCUUACGAGUGCCCGGACUGCAGGAAGAGCUUCAGUGUGAGGUCCCAUUUAGCAAGACACAAGCACCUGCAUGCAAAGGAGGAGGAGCUGGAAAGCUCCUCCCUUCUCGCACAUCAGAGAUUUCCGUUGGACGAGAAACUCUGCACAUGCCCUGACUGCGGGAGAAGGUUCAGGGACAGCAGAGGCCUCGUCACACAUCAGAGAAUCCACAAAGGGCAGAAAUGCUACCAGUGCUCCAACUGCAGGAAAAGCUUCGGGGUGAGCUCAGCCCUUUCUGAGCAUCAGAGAAUCCACGCAGACGAGAAACCCACUCUCUGUCCGGAUUGUGGGAAAUGCUUUCGUCAGAGCUCAGAGCUGCUCCUCCACCAGAUUAGCCAUGCAGGGGGAAAGCCAUACACAUGUGAGGAGUGUGGUAAAUGCUUCGUUCAGAGAUCAAAUCUCCGGGCGCACCUCAAACAUCACACAGCUGAGAAGCCCCAUAAAUGCACCCACUGUGGGAAGAGCUUUGUCAAGCGCUCCAUCCUGGCCAGGCACCAGAUCACCCACAUGGACCUGAAACCGUUUAAAUGCUCCGUGUGCAGCAAAAGCUUCACUCAGCUCUCCAGCCUCACGAGGCAUGAGAGGGUCCAUGAGGCAGAGAUGCUCUCCAAGCCCCCUGACUGGAUGGCAGAAAUGAACCAUACGUUCAUCGAUUCCAGCGGGCGGGCGUGGAACUGGGCUCAAGAGUACCCGGCUGCCCAGCUGUGGGGUGAGGAGGCAGCCAUAAUCAGCCCCAAACUGAUCAGUGACCCUCGGCCUGUGCCUGGUCUGGCAAACCCCAGGCAGAGCAGGGGAGACCUCAGCCAGCCCCUUUUAAGUGCUGCUGAACUCGCUGCUGAGCUACCGAGCUCUUCUGCCUCCUGCCAGGACCGUGCAGGGAGGGAGAACAUCUCUAUCUCCCUGGAUUGAAAGAUCCCCCGUCCCCUUAACCGCUACCUCAGGCCGCCAGCCUCAGGAGCAGCACUAGAGGAGGGCAUUACAGCUAGGAUUUCCCGAGAUACCCAGGAAGCAGGAUUGGGGGUGGUGGGAAGCAGAUUGGGGCAGCUGGCUGCUAGGGGUAUUAAGUGUCUGGGGACUAGGGGUUAAGGAAUCAUAGAAUACCAGGAUUAGAAGGGACCUCAGGAUGUCAUCUAGUCCAAUCCCCUGCUCAAAGCAGGGGGAGAAUGGCCAGGCUUAGGAUGCUCCAUUCCCCUCAGUUGGAGUCUCAACAUCUCUGAAAGCCAAUCCUGAUACUUUUAAUGACCACCAUUAGUCACUUGUGCCAUCACUUCCUGGUAAAAUCUGCUGCUUUUUUUUCACCCUUUGGGCAUCUUCCCCACCCUUCUUUCCAGGUGUCCCUCCCCUGCCUCUGUUUUUCUCCUCCUGUCUUCCCGCAGCAUGUCCUCUGCUGCAGCAGUUCACGCAGCCAUUACUCCCUUUCCUCCCAUCCCCUCUGCUACAAGGACUAGCAAUGACACAGUCAGGCUGGCAUGUAUAGUGCCAUAGGGAUUCAGUAGAAACCCCACCGCAAGAGGAAAGGGAGCAGGGCUUUCUGCAGACACCACUGAACCAGACUCACCUUGCAUUUGGAAGGUUCCCUUCCCUAACAAAUGAAAGCUUAGAUUCUGCAGAAUCUGGACAUGCCAGAGGGCGCACACAAAUACUUUUGGCAGCUGGAUGUUUGAUACUCCUCUCUUACAUACAAUGAUUACGGUCUGUAUGGAAAUGCUUAAGGUGACAGACAGAGGCAGGGGCAGCUCUAGACAUUUCGUCACCCCAAGCAUGGCAUCAUGCCGUGGGGGGCGCUCUGCUGCUCGGCGGUCCCGUGGCUCCGGUGGACCUCCCGCAGGUGUGCCUGCGGAGGGUCUGCUGGUCCCACGGCUCUGGUGGACCUCCCUCAGGCGUGCCCUUCGCAGAUAUGCCACCGAAGGCACCCUGCCUGCCACCCUCCCGGCGACCGGCAAAGCGCCCCCCGAAGCAUGCCGCUCCAAGCACGCACUUGGCGUGCUGGGGCCUGGAGCCGUCCCUGGAUACAGGGAUGUGUGUGAAGAAAAUAGAUAAAUAGAAAAAAGACUGUCCCAGGGACCAAUAAAAGAUCAUUCUCUCUUGAAUAUUUUCUAGAGUUUGUUGAAAGGAUUGGACAGGGCCGGCUCUAUGUUUUUUGCCACCCCAAGCACGGCAGUCAGGCAGCCUUCAGCGGCCCUGCGGGCAGUUCGCUGGUCACUUGGAUUCGGUGGCGUUUCUCUGGGUAAUCUGCUGGUACCGCAUCUUUGGCGUACCCACCACAAAAUUGCUGCCAAAGGACCAGGGGACCUCCUGCAGGUAAGCCGCCGAAGCCUGCCUGACUGCCGCCCUCAUGGCGACCAGCACGCCGCCCCCACUGGCUUGCUGCCCCAGGCACGCGCUUGCUGUCCUGGUACCUGGAGCCGCCCCUAAUUGGACUCCAAGUAUAAUUUUACACCGUUAAAGAAGACCCAAGUAUCUUGCAGUGUAUUGUGAAAAGGAUUUUUUCAAUAAAAUUGAAGGGGGAAAUGGUUGGAAAGUUACUUGAGUUAAUCCAAUAGCAGGAACCUUUUUGUAGUUGAUGGGUAUCUCUGUUUCGUACUUUUUUAUUUUAAACUGCAGGCUCUUGUGGUUUGAGAAAGCUCCCAAGGGAAACUUUAUAAAUCAAAAUAAAAUAAUUGUAUGAUGGCUGAAGUGCUGGCACAGCUCCUUAGGGACUUAUCAAGGAAAGGUAGGGGUGUGUGUGUAUGUGUAAGUAUGCAUGCAUACAUGUACACAAAAAAUACAUAUUUGAGAUGGAAAAGUAACUGAAACUACAGUAAAAGCUUUAUUAUCUGGCAUGUUGGGGGAAUGGGGGUGCCAGUUAAUCAAAUAUUCCAGUUAACUAAGAGUUACACUUACAAUGGAAUACCAAUUUUCAAAGAAUUAGAAUACAAUAAAAUGGAUAAAGUAUAGAAUAGUAGACACGUAUUCAUCAAUCCAGUAGUAGUACUGCACUGCAAAGUGGUUGGUUUCUUGAAGCACUUAGGUGUAUGCAGGUAAAAUUUUCCAUACAGUAGGUUAUCUUAUAACACUACAUAUCACUAAGGGCAGCAGAGGGCGUACACCCAGAUCACUAAAAAUACAUUGAACACUAAAACUAUACUGAACAUAAUUUCAUCUUUGAUGAUUCAGAAGACACUUCAGGAUCUUGCAGUGCUUCAGGGUCAUCAUAAUCAACAUCAAUUAUCGUAAAUGUAGAAGAUGUAAGAGAUUAGGCUAAAUCUGUAAUGACCCUAUGACACUCUGGAAGCUGCUUUUUUUUUAAUACAUCUCUGAUAUCACCUUGCUUACUUGUCUUCUGCCUCUUUUGCAUAAAAGUAGAGUGCAGAAUGUGCAAUUGCAUAACCUUCUGGGCAAUAUACUAGUCCCGGUUACUAGAUUGAAGAUUUUGUAUUGGGACAGAUCAGAAAUGCCGGUUAAUAGAGCUUUCCAGUAUGAUAAAGUGCCAGAUAACACAGUUUUUUCUGUAAUUGAUAAUGAAAUAAUAAAAAAAUAUACAAAAAGCA